Cladophialophora immunda is the source of this 3559-nucleotide messenger RNA. RefSeq lists its product as uncharacterized. Gene Ontology annotation, cellular component: chromatin. The transcript is spliced from 3 exons. The record is from RefSeq and is a predicted model, not a curated record. NCBI's taxonomy places the organism in Eukaryota, Fungi, Ascomycota, Eurotiomycetes, Chaetothyriales, Herpotrichiellaceae. Gene Ontology annotation, molecular function: RNA polymerase II cis-regulatory region sequence-specific DNA binding; zinc ion binding; DNA-binding transcription factor activity, RNA polymerase II-specific. Gene Ontology annotation, biological process: regulation of transcription by RNA polymerase II; DNA-templated transcription. Bases 97 to 2757 code for a protein of 886 amino acids.
CGAGCUUUUUGUCUUGAUACCUCUUUGGGCAUCUCCAAGUCGCCCGCCUAGCUUCAGCAUCUUGUCAUAGCGACCGGCAGAAAUGCUUUUGAGCCCAUGAUUGACGACAACAUUAAUGCGGAGAUUGACGGCCCGGAGUUGGAGGAAGACCGGAACCAGGAACCGCCCCCCAAGAAGCCCAAAAGAUUCCAGUGCAAACACUGUCAGAGGCUGUUUGCGCGCCUAGAGCAUCUUCAGCGGCAUGAACGAACGCAUACCCGAGAGAAGCCUUUCGCCUGCAAUCAAUGCGACAGCAAGUUCACAAGAAGCGACCUUCUGGUUCGACAUGAGAGACUCAGUCACGAUGCUGAACGCUGGGGAAGAAAUGGUCGAAACGGUCAGAGCGCUGCUGCUGCCAGUUCAACACCAUCAUCUACAAGUCGAAAACGCCGGAACACCGAUGACCACCACGCUUUAGAUCUCCCCGACCCCCCCAGCAUGACCUCCAGCGAUUUCAACGCCUCCCAGAGCAUGGUUCCCAGCUAUCUACCCGCAAAUUCGGGGCAGAAUACGGGCAGCACGCCAAAUGGCCAUGACCUUUCCUUUGCAACCUUGCUCAUGGCUGCGGAACAUGCUCGACCUCAGGAUUCCCAAGCCCACGCUCCCCUGCGACAGCCGAACCCUCUCGCAACGCCGAUAUUCCCUGUACAGGACCAGUUCCUACCUGAGCCGACUCCCCAAGCUUCCAUUCCGGCUCCCUCAGACCAAGUCAAUGGCAUUGUGGGAUUUGAUUUCGAGGACUCUCUUCAAGAUCUGGCAAACUUCAUGGACAACGGCGCUCUAUCUUCUUAUCAUUUUUCUUCGAUGAUCAGCGCCGAACAGCCCAUUCCCUUCUUCUCACCUGAGUCCUUUACCCACACGACCGACGUGCUUCCAACCACCGAGCCUCGUCAGAUCUCACGCCCUGUAUCUCGCGCACUCCCCAACCCAGAUCACCCUGAAGACUCGGGCUCGUUCUCGCGCUUCGGGUCUCGUUUACCAUCGCUGCAACCGGAGGAGAGUCCUUCGGCGCCGCAAAGUGAGCAGAACAGCAUCCAUCGUCCAUUAUCCGACAUCAACAUCGAAGACCGGCAAAACGUCUCUUUGAAGUUGGCGGAGUUUGCUCACGUCGUGCCCAACACCUUCCAACUCCCGUCUCGGCUAGCACUAUCAAGAUAUCUGGCCGGCUAUGUCAAUGGCUUUCACGAACACCUGCCCUUCCUCCAUAUCCCCACGUUAUCAGUGAAUAAUAGUUGCAUCGAGCUUAUUCUAGCAAUGGCCGCCGUCGGUGCACAAUAUUGCUUCGAGGGACAAAAAGGCGUUGAGCUGUUUUCUGUCAGUCAAUCGAUAGCCAUGCAACGCAUCCGCCAGAGAGAUGCCAGAUUGGCCGCCUUCCAUCGGUCGGCAGAGGUAUCACCGCAAUAUUCCGGACAUGGGAAAUCUAGCGACUUGGCGACAGGAGAGACACCGCGCAGUGGCUCCAUGUCGGGAUGCUUGGGCCUGCCAUCGCAGCCAGAUUUCGACUCUGGGUUGCAGAAAGAAGAUCUGAUGCAAACAGCACAGGCCCUGCUGUUGCUCAUGGCGAUGGCAACUUGGGCUAAGCACCGAGAAAUCCUUCGCGAGGCACUUGCAAUACAGAGCGUUCUAGCAACCCUGGUGAGGGACGACGGUUUCAAGAGUCAGCCAAUGCCCGAAGACAUUAGCUGGACAGAUUGGAUUCGACGAGAGUCAAUUAAACGCACCAAAUUCAUUGUCUUCUGCUUUUUCAAUCUGCACACCAUCGUCUAUAACGUUCCUUCGCUUAUACUGGCUUCCGAAGUCGAUCUCACCUUACCUUGCAACGCUGCGGAGUUCAAGGCACCAACUGCGAGCAAAUGGAAAGAGUUGCGGGCCCGUUCAGUCUCUGAGACCAGCUUUCAAACAGCCUUGCAUCGCUUGUUCUCUCGCAAUGGUAACGAUGUGACAACAUACAACUCUUCACUGGGAAAUUAUGUCCUCGUCCAUGCACUGUUGCAACAUAUUUUCUUCGUUCGCCAAAUCUCCCGAUAUCGACUUGAUCACGACGGCGAUUUACGAUCUGAUGACGUUGCUGCCAUCGAACAGGCCCUGAGAAAUUGGCAAUUAGCGUGGAAACGCAAUCCUGAAUCAUCUCUUGACCCGAUGAACCCGAACGGGCCAGUCACUUUCAACUCUACUGCGCUUCUGCGGCUUGCAUACAUUCGCCUCAAUGUUGACUUAGGACCCGGAAGAGCACUUGACACCCGCGACCCUGUCCAGAUUGCCAACGCCUUUCGAGACAGUCCUUCUGUCAAGCGGACACCGAAGCUCGUGCGAGCAGUCCUCCACUCUGCUCAUGCUUUGAGCAUACCGGUCAAGAUCGGCAUCCACCUCGUUGCCCAGACACAAACCUUCAUGUGGUCAAUCCAGCAUUCCUUGUGCACAUUGGAGUGCGCUUUUCUGCUAAGCAAAUGGCUGGAAGCAUUGAGCCUGCCAGACUCGGGUCCGGCGAUAACGAAUGAUGAGCGAAAGAUUGCGACCUUGGUGAAGACCAUGCUGGACGAGACAGAAUUUGCGAUGCCUGUGGACGUGGCCAUCGACUCGCCUGCUGCAAUGAAAUACCUCAGUGCGGGUGUGCUGAGAGUAUGGGCACAGGUGUUUCGCGGGGCUCAGACAUGGGCAAUCGUCGAUGUCAUUGGAACGAGUCUCAACAUUUACGCCGAUAUGCUCGAAGCAGGAUGAAGCGACUCUGCUGAGAGUCUGAGCUGUUACCUCUUUAUUGAAGUCUGCAGCUCGUUGCAAUCCCGCAAACGCCCCUUUUUGUGGCAGUAUUUGUCGUGGUGUAUGUUCAACAGCUCAGUGAAGUCAAACAGGGUCGCAACGCUCCAGGCAUAACGAGCGAUCUUCCUCACCGAGUCCAAGGGGGCUGGUUCUAGGUCUCUCGAGUCCUCCUCUGGCGAUGCAAUCCUUGGAGCCCAUCUGGGCUUAGUGGCCUGCGGACUGCCAGAACUUGCCGAAGGCUGGUCAGCGCAUGUAGCCAUUGCCCGUCGGGCAUCUGCUCCCUUGGGAAUUACUGCUACAUUUCCCGUUGCUCCGGUGUGCUAGAGGAACGACGCAAAGUCCGCGGCUGCAGUCUGAGCUCCUCGUACGCCACCCAUGCCAAUAGAGUGCUACGACUGGCAACCGAUAAUGCGAGUGGUGGUGGACGCUCGAGACAGGAGGUGUCGUAAAUAUGGCGACAGGCUCCAUGUCUAUCCAAGCAGCCUUACAGCCUAAUCAGCUUCGCUACGAUGGUGCUGUCGGCGGCACCACUUGCGCGCUGAUAAGAUGGUCGGCCGUUCGUCGUUGAUAGUAUCACGUCACAGAGCCGGCCCUCGGGGUAGCAGAUCAGAUCAGAGCACCGCACCGCACAGCACCCAGUGUUAGAUCUACUGUAGAACUAGGCGGAGACGAUUGAACAGCAGGGAAGUUGAAGCCAUAUAUCGGGGCGUGACACUUUCUAUUCCGGCUAAUUCUGCUCGUUCUUAUUCUCCCUGAGUGUCCC